This is a messenger RNA of Homalodisca vitripennis (glassy-winged sharpshooter), 3710 nucleotides long. RefSeq lists its product as uncharacterized. The transcript is spliced from 4 exons. The record is from RefSeq and is a predicted model, not a curated record. NCBI's taxonomy places the organism in Eukaryota, Metazoa, Arthropoda, Insecta, Hemiptera, Cicadellidae. The coding region runs from base 715 to 2985 and encodes 756 amino acids.
CAUCGCUAUCAUGUUGAAGUCUGAAGUCAGUGUGGAGCGUGAGUGCCUUUGAUUUGCUUAUCACAGAUUGGCGUUGCUGUUGCUAACUUCUUUGUUUGCCUAUCACGAAAGUGAUAGCUACAGCCAAUAGAUCGAAUGACGGAGACAGACAAAAUUGUUAAAAGGAUUAUUGAAGGACUGAAGAUCAUAGGAAAUAGUAAAUUUGAUAAUAAAGCAGACCUUUUGAAGAUAUUGUCAAAUGCUGAAGAUCUUUUGUUUGCGGUUUACAAGGCAGGCGUAUUAAACACAGCUUAUACUUUGGAAGAAAAGAGAACAAUUGGCCCUUUGGUCCCAAUUGCCCUGCAAGCAUUAGGCUACAAAUUAUCUACCCUUGAAAACUCUUUUUCUUCACAUAGUAUAGAUGCAGUGAGAAUUCAGCGAUCUGGCCUCCAAUUCUUUAUCGAUACAUUCAAAGACUUUCCUUUAAGCACUGAAGACAAACCAGCUACUUUAGAGGAAACGCUCAAGGAAUUUGUAGAGCGUGAAGACUUAAACGGUCUAGACGACUGUCUCAGAACUGCAGAAUUCGAUUGUUAUUCUGACGACAGCGAGCGAAGUGCUAAUCUUCAAGCAGAAAUCUCCAAACUACCUUCAACUCACUGGUGGUUCAUUGAAUAAUUAUAGUAAAAUACUUUCUUAUUAAAAAUCAGAAGAGUCUUUCAGUUCUCUUACAAUAUGGUCAACUGGGAUGCUGAAGAUGUUAGAGAAUUCAAGAAGGAGGCACAGACUACGCAGCAAGAAUACUGCGAUCUCCUAGGUGACAGAGAAUGGGAUGUAAUUGAGGUAAACAGUCAGUCAAUAUUAAGGAGAAAAGUUGGUUUUGGUAUAUUCGGACCCCCUCCUUCAAUACCAACUCCAGAAAAUCGGGAGACAGGAUAUAGUAAAGAGCAAUUCGAUGUAUUAGAAAAAGUAUGUGAUCAAUUGGUUGAGACUUUGGACUUCUCUAACCGUAAUAUUCACUUUGCUUGCAUCUUCAUGGUUAUGAAAGUAUUCAACGAUCGUUACACUGUUCCAUUGUUUAAAGCUAAAGGAGAAGAUGAAUCUUCAUCCAAAUGUGUCUUUGUUGAUACAGGUGCUCGCAAAUACUCCAGUUGGGAUGAUUACUUACAAAAUAAUACUCUUCAAAAGUGCAUUUACUGCUACCCUACUAAUGGGCUGUAUGAGAACAAUAACUCUAAUGAAGUGUGUGUUUCCUUUGGUACGUCUCCUGCUUGUGACGUGACAAGUAGAGUAUUAAGUUUUCUUGACACAGUUUCGACUGUAGCCACAGUUUCUGCCACCAUUGUAGGAGUAGCAGCACUCUGUACAGUUCCUAUCGCUGGGCCAAUCAUGGCCGCAUCUGUAGCCGCUGGAGUGUCCACAGGUGCUUAUGGAGUAACCAGAAGUUCAUAUGUUCUGUACGAUCGUGCAACUCAUAGCCAAAGUAUUGGUCUGAGUGAUGCUGAAGCUAGAGGAUGUUGGUUAUCUAUUGUUGGAUCAAGUUUGGGAUUUGCGCAAGGCCGAAUGAUCGCUUCUAUGACAAACGCUGCAAGAGCUGGUGAAGUUAUGGGCAAAGCUGGCCGCAUUGCAUUCCUCAUAGUUCAAACAGGAAGUCUGACAGUUAAUGGAAUUGGCAUUGUGCAUGGUCUUGCGAUUCUGAUUGAUAAAAGUGAAAGAAAUGAGUUAACACCUUUAGAUGUGUUCCAAUUCAGCGCAUCAGUUCUAUUCUUCACCAAUUCAGCAAUAAACUGUAAAACUGCUAGCACUAUUAUCAAAGAAGUGCAACACGAUGUCAUUAACAGUCAUAGAGAAGGUCUCAGCAAAGAUGCAAAAAAGUUGUUCAACAAACAAACUGGGAAACUUCGUGGCCGUGAUGAAAUGUAUGGAAAUGCUAAGGUUGUGAAACAGCUGAAUCGUAUUGAAAACUCUCAAGAGCUUUAUGAAAUGAUGGUGAAAAAAGACGUCUCAACUCGCAAGGUCAAAUUGACUGAAAAAGGAUUUAAAGGACAGUUGGUAGUCAACAAGAACCUUAAAAUUCAUCCUCUCAAACUGCUGGAAAUCCCCGCUGAAUCACGGAAAGCUAUCUUUAACUCGACUAGAAACUAUUCCAAUGGGACACUAACCAAAGAUCAAUUUCACAAGGACAUGAAAGUGUAUUGCAGAAAGCAUCAAAUCGCCUUUGAAAGCAUGAGAAAAGAAACUACGCAAAAGCUUUGUCAGAUGUAUGGAAAAGAAAAUUUAAAUGAUAUUGUAGUGGGUGGGAAAAAGAUAUUUGCAAAUGCUACGCCCCAUGAAAUAGAUCGUUUGCGAGUUGUUCUUGAGAACACAGCGAAGAAUAACCAAGAGAUACUACAAAUGACAACAGAGUUUGCAGCAUCAAGUGGAUGUACCACAACAAAGGACUUUAUCAUAUAUACUGAGUAUUUUGUAGCAGACCUCAACGAGACUGUAAACUCCUACGAAGCGAGAUAUCAACAAGAUUUGACUGCAGCUAAAACUCAGCCUGAUUUCAAACAAUCAAAAUUUGAUGAAGACCGUGGCAUAGGGCAAGGUAUGAAAAGAAAAGAAUUUCACAGGCAGAAAGCUAUGAAUCAGUUCAAGACUGAAGAAGAUUAUGCUAGACUGAAAGAGCGUUACAACUCUUUGAAAUCCAAAGUCGCUCCAUUGAACCAAAAGUGCAAACCGGGUUUCUUCAGUGAUGAUGCUGCUACCUAUCACCAUUUGAAGCACAAGCAUUUCGGCACUAGUGGAAAUCUAACAGAGGAGCAGUACUUCGAAAUUGCUCAAGAGGUUGUUGGAAACCCGACGAACAAGAAAAAUUCAAUGUUGAGUCAAGACGGUAGCUGCGUGAUGAUUACAUACAUAGAGCCAGAAAGAGGAGUGAGAGCAAUAAAAAUUGAUAGAGAUGGAAAUUCUGGCAUUGCUACUGUCAUGUACGAUCCGAAGCUUCUUCCAAACAAAUGCUAGGAUGUCGGAGCCAGGCAAAAUUGUUAAAAGGAUUAUUGAAGGAUUAAAGAUCAUAGGAAAUAGUAAGUUUGAUAGUAAAGCAGAUCUUGUGAAAACAUCAUCAACUGCUGAAGAUCUUUUGUUUGCAUUUUACAAGGCGGGAGUAUUAAACAUAGCCUAUACAUUGGAAGAAAAAAGAACUAUAGGCCCCUUAGUUCAACCUGCCUUGCAAGGAUUGGGUUACAAGUUAUCUACCCUUCAAAGCUCGUUUUCUUCACAUAGCACAGAUGCAGUGAGAAUUCAGCGAUCUGGCCUCCAAUUCUUCAUUGAUACAUUCAAGGACUUUCCUGCAAGCACUGAUGACAAAUCAGCUACUUUAGAGGAAACACUCAAGGAAUUUGUAGAGCACGAAGACUUAGAUGGUUUAGACGACUGUCUCAGAACUGCAGAAUUCGAUUGUUAUUCUGACGACAGUGAGCGAAGUGCUACUCUUCAAGCAGAAAUUUCCAAAUUACCUUCAACUCACUGGUGGUUCUUUGAAUAAGUCUCUCAAUACAAUAAAAUAUUUUCUUAUUAAAAAUUAUAUGUCUUUUAGUCCUCUUACAAUAUGGUCAAAGAUUGAGGUGCUGAAGGUGUUCAACAGUUCCAGAAGGAGACCCAGAACUGUGAUCUUCUAGAUGAAGAGAAUGGGAUAUAAUUGAGAAAUGUAUAUGGACCAAUAUUAAGGAUAAAUUGGUUUUGUUUUA